Molecule: messenger RNA, 973 nt
Organism: Rhipicephalus microplus (southern cattle tick)
Lineage: Eukaryota; Metazoa; Arthropoda; Arachnida; Ixodida; Ixodidae
Source: RefSeq, a predicted model, not a curated record
GGUUGAACGCGUAUAUAGAUAGGCGCGCCGCACGCUUGGCAGCAUCCGGACAUUCAGAUAUCCUAGUCCCUGCAGCGGACUCGGGUGCGCCCAUCAUGUCGCCGCUGCUGCUACUCGGUCUGGCACUCGCGUCGGCCGCUCUCACGGGUUCGGCGCACGCCAAAGAGCACGCUUGGGGAGCUGAUCCGCUCGCCGGUGGAGACUCGCAGUUAGAAGAAGAGGUUCCCGAACUGGGUGAAGAGGAGCCGGCUAACAAGACGGUGAUAUGGCCCAGCAACACCCGCUGGUGUCAAUGCGUCGGCAGCGAGUGUGGUUGCUGCUUCAACAUGUCUGCUCCACGCUUCGGCAUCAAGGAGAAAGCCUGCUCCAACCUGACUUACUACCCCGACCAGUACGCGCUGAGCUUCACCAUCUCAAUCGAUGACAACGUUGUCCUGAAUCGAACCGUAUCAGGCCGCGAUCCACCGCCCAUAUGCUGGCCCGAGCAGCUGGCGCAGCUCUGCGUCCGCUUCUACAACAUGACCUAUCAUCGGGCGGAGGUGGACGGCUGCGUGAGGCUCGAGGGCGUCGUCGCACACGAGGUGAUCGUCAGCUACGACGUCGGCUGCUACGUUCUCGAUGACGACGCCGUCAAAACGCGCAUCUCGGGACUCCGUCGACUGCUCGUCGACGCAAUCCGUCGCCGUGCGCGCCCGGAUCUCUGGCCAGAGGGCGUCAACGACGUUGACGGCAGGAGAGAGAGAUGAUGUGCUCCUGGUUAUCAUACAUCCACUUCUCUAACGUUUACACUCGUCCGCACGAACUGCAUAUGCAUACCUGUCACAUUGGCCGGUACACCAUGUAAAUGCAUGCCGCCUGAAAUCUCUCUUCAUUACAGGGAUAACGCAGAAAAAAAAAGCGGCUACACAGUGCAUUGCCACACCGAAACACGACUCUAGAAGUGUCAUAAACGCCCGUUGUUACUCAAAGACAA